Momordica charantia (bitter melon) is the source of this 1096-nucleotide messenger RNA. RefSeq lists its product as uncharacterized. Lineage: Eukaryota; Viridiplantae; Streptophyta; Magnoliopsida; Cucurbitales; Cucurbitaceae. Gene Ontology annotation, molecular function: ubiquitin protein ligase activity. The record is from RefSeq and is a predicted model, not a curated record. Gene Ontology annotation, biological process: ubiquitin-dependent protein catabolic process. Gene Ontology annotation, cellular component: nucleus.
AAAUACUUGAAACCAACAAAUUAGUAUCUAAAAGAUUAAGAGAGAAGAAACUUUUGGGAGAUGAGCAGACGCUCUACUAAUUUUCCUCCAGGAAUUUGGCAGGCUAGAAGGGAGUAUGGCCGCCAGAGACAUAACAUAAAUUAUUCAGACCAUGUGAACUCCACGCCGCCACACUCCCAUUCAUUUCAGAAUUCUUAUAUAGAGAGAGAUCCAUUUCCAUGGCGGCCUGCAGGGGAGGCAAUGUUUGCAAGAAUAUUGGACAUUGGAAGCCCUCCGGAAGAAACACCUACCAUUGUCAGAAUCAUUACCCACUCCAGACCGGGACAGCUCGAAUCCAGUCCAAGACCUGCGGAACUGUACACGCCAACUCCAAGAUCCCAAGGGAACUCGACGCUAACAUCUGAAGAGCAAAAUAUGGCACUGAAUAAGCUCAAGAAAAAGAUCUAUGAUCCUCCGAAGAACCUAGGUAAGAGAAUUAACUUCUACUACAGAGAAAAUUACAAGGAGAGGAGCAACGGGGAGAGCGAUGAAGACGGCAAGAGAUGCUCCGUUUGCCUUGAAGAUUUCCAGCCGAGAGAGGAGGUGAUGACGACGCCCUGCAACCAUAUGUUCCACGAAGAAUGCAUCGUGCCGUGGGUGAAGAGCAAUGGCCAAUGUCCGGUCUGCAGAUUCGCUUUGUUCGAGCGAACAGGGCGAAGGGCGGCUUCAUCCAACAACGCUACUGCAUCAAAUGUUCUGACCAAUAAUCUACCCGACGAUGAGAUCGUGUACUUAAUACGAGCCAUGGAAGAAGCUCUGAUGCUGCGAAAUCUCGCCGGAUUUUGGGGAGCAUGAAGCGUCCUCUCGAUUUGCCCCCCAAAUCGACAUGAACAAUGCCCUUAAUCUCAACAAAUGAUUGAUGAAACACAACCUCUAAACAUAUUAUUGUGCUAUGAACAUGAAAUAACUCGAGACUCGAUAGAGCUCGUUGUGCCCGCAGAAGCAUCCUCUCGCCCAUGGAUUGAAUGUCUUCUAGACUUGUAUAAUUGCUGAUCACGAUUCACGAAUCAUGCUAUGGUUAAAAGAAAAUAUUAAAUCCUUCGCGCCUUAAUUUCUA